CAUAGGGCGACCAUCUGGCGAGUAAACAGACUAGUUCCGCUGUCGCGAUGGAAUCAAACAAGGACGAAGCUGAACGGUGUAUUAAGAUUUCUAUAAGCGCGCUCAGUAAUAACCAGACAGACAAAGCUAAGAGGUUUCUAGAAAAGGCACAGCGUUUGUUUCCAACCGAUCAGGCCAAAAGUUUACUAGAGUCUAUCGAACAGAAUAAGAAACCACCGGACGGAGCAGAGAGGCCUAUGAAUGGGGAUGGUUCUGGAGUGAGACAACGUAGCCAUGGGGACGAAGCCGGAGACUCAGCCACAGACUCAGCCAAACCAUACACAUCAGAUCAGCUGGAUGCUGUUAAAAAAAUAAAGAGUUGUAAAGACUACUAUGAUAUUCUGGGAGUUGAAAAGGACGCCGGGGAGGAGGACCUGAAGAAGUCCUACAGGAAACUGGCCCUGAAAUUCCACCCUGAUAAAAACCAUGCUCCAGGAGCCACAGAGGCAUUUAAAGCCAUUGGCAAUGCAUACGCUGUACUCGGUAACACAGAGAAGCGGAGCCAGUAUGACCAGUAUGGUGAGGAGAGAGCUCACCCUACGAGACAACAGCACAGGCACCAGCGCCACGACUUUGAAGCCGACAUCUCGCCCGAGGACCUCUUCAACAUGUUCUUUGGAGGAGGUUUCCCAUCACGUAAUGUUCAUGUUUACAGAAAUGGCGGAAUGCACUUUGGCCAUCAGCAUAGAGCAGGACCAGAGAGGAGAGAACAGCGGGAUGGAGGUUUUGCCCUGUUUGUCCAGCUGAUGCCCAUCCUCAUCCUAAUCUUCGUCUCCGCCCUCAGCCAGAUGAUGGUGACCCCUCCCCCCUACAGCCUUAGCCACCGCUCAGGUGCGGGCCACAUCAACCGGAGGCAGACACAGACCCUGAAGGUGGCUUACUACGUAGGAGCUAGCUUCACCAAGGAGUACUCUGGAAAAGACCUAAGGAAUGUGGAGAGGAGCGUGGAGGAAGACUACAUCUCCAACCUCCGGAACAACUGCUGGAAGGAGAAGCAACAGAAGGAAGGCUUGCUGUACCGUGCUCGUUAUUUCGGAGACUCUGACUUGUACCAAAGGGCUCAGCGGAUGGGCACGCCUAGCUGCUCACGACUGUCGGAGAUUCAGAUCAUGCUACAUGGAUAAGAACUCAAACAGAAUGAUUAUUUGGUACUUGAAUCGAAUGAGAAGAAAUCAAUAUACAACGCCCUAUUCAAGCCCACACAAAAAAUGGAGCAGCAAUUUGAGAGAAACUGCCUUAGAUCCAUAUGGUGGGUUGCAGACAGAUAUGGCCUGUCAGGGGGGGGGGGCUGUCUCUUUGCACACUCCUGUGGUCAGUCUUAACUUCCUAUAGAACUGUGAAACAGACGGAGAAGGUGAUGGCUGGUUUAAAUACAAAAACACUUCAAGGCUGGCAGAACUAGACGGGUGUCAAGGUUUUUUGAAAACGAGAGAUUAAAUGUAUUUUUGAAUGGUGCAUUGCCUUCAGAAAGUAUGAACACCCUUGACUUUUCCACAUUUAGUUGUUACAGCCUGAAUUUAAAAUGUGUUAAAUAUUAUUUUUUUUUAAUGUCACUGGCCUACACACAAUACCCCAUAAUUAUUAUGUGGAAUUAUGUUUUUCAAAAUGUUUACAUUAAUUACAAAUGAAAAGCUGAAAUGUCUUGGGUCAACAAGUAUUCAUCCCCUUUGUUAUGGCAAGCCUAAAUAUGGUCAGGUGUAAAAAGGUGCUUAACACGUCACAUAAUAAGUAAUAGUGUUUAACAUGAUAUUUAAUGACUUCCUCAUCUCUACCCCACACACAAAAUUAUCUGUAAGAUCCCUUCAAACACAGAUUCAACCACAAAAACCAGGGAUGUUUUCCAAUACAUCCAAUACGUAUUGGUAAAUGGGUAAAAAUAACAAAGCAGACAUUGAAUAUCCCUUUGAGGAUGGUGAGGUUAUUAAUUACACUUUGGAUGGUGUAUCAAUACACCCAGUCACUACAAAGAUACAGGUGACCUUCCUAACUCAGUUGCCGCAGAGGAAGGAAACUGCUCAGAGAUUUCACCAUGAAGCCAAUGGUGACUUUAAAACAGUUACAGAGUUUAAUGGCUGUUUGCAACAAGGCACUAAAGUUAUACUUAAAGAAAUGUGGCAAAGCAAUUCACUUUUUGUCCUGAAUACAAAGUAUUGUGUUUGGGGCAAAUCCAAUACAACACAUUACUGAGUACGUAGAGGAUAACCUAAUUCAGUCUGCUUUCCAUCAGCCACGGGGAGGUAAAUUCACCUUUCAUAAGGACAAUAACCGUAAAACACAUGGCCAAAUCUACACUGGAGUUUCUAGCCAAAAAGUCAGUUAAUGUUCAAGUGGCCAAGUUUACCAUUUUGGCCAUAAAUCUGUUUGAAAAUCUAUGGCAAGACGUGGAAAUGGUUGUCUAACAAUGAUCAACAAACAAUUUGACUGAGCUUGACGAAUUUGAAACAAUGAUUAAUGGGCAAAUAUUGUACAAUGGUGUGUAAAGCUCUUUAGAGACUUACCCAGAAAGACUCACAGCUGUAAUCGCUGCCAAAGGUGAUUCUAACAUGUAUUGCCUCAGGUGUGUGAACACUAGAUUUCUGUAUUUAAUUUUCAAUAAAUGUGCAAACAUUUCUAAAAACAUGUUUUCACUUUCAUUAUGGGUUACUGUGUGUAGAUGGAUGAGAAAAUGUUUUUAUUUAAUCCAUUUUGAAUUCAGGUUGUAACACAAAAUGUGGAACAAGUCAAGGGGUAUACAUAGUUUCUGAAGGCACUGUAUACUGCUAAAGCUGCUAAAAUAAAGCUUCUUCCUUUUCCCUGUUAUGUUUGAUAAAUAUUUUGAAGAACCAACUCAAGGCCUUCUGUUAUAGACAUUUAAACCAAUAAUUCUUUAUAUAUAUAGUUCAUACUUGUAUAUACUAUACAUCGUAAUUUUUAACAACACAGUGUAGAUGGCGUUAAGAAGCUAAUGUCAUUUACUAUAUCAUUUAAUGUACCCUGUGGAUUUGCUUGUAGUCCGUUGGAUUAUGGAGAUGACUAUUGAAAAUGAUUGCACAAAUGAAAAUCUGUAUUUAUUAAAAUUAAACACAAA
Messenger RNA from Oncorhynchus masou masou (cherry salmon), 3106 nucleotides. RefSeq names its product DnaJ heat shock protein family (Hsp40) member B12a (gene dnajb12a). Gene Ontology annotation, cellular component: endoplasmic reticulum membrane. Gene Ontology annotation, biological process: cellular response to misfolded protein. Gene Ontology annotation, molecular function: Hsp70 protein binding. The transcript has 9 exons. Bases 48 to 1163 code for a protein of 371 amino acids. The record is from RefSeq and is a predicted model, not a curated record. NCBI's taxonomy places the organism in Eukaryota, Metazoa, Chordata, Actinopteri, Salmoniformes, Salmonidae.